GCUUCUUCGGUGGUGGCACCAGACGAGGGGCCUCUUUUGAGGGAUGCUCGGGCUCCUCCGCUGUGUCGGCGUCACGGCCGGCACGUGCAACCCACGAGACCAGGCCGCGGUACAGCUAUCCGCUACGACAGGAGGGAGGGCUGUGGGGGGUGGUAGGCUCAACAGGGAUGGUGCUUCGUUCCCGUCCGGGGUUGGCGAUGUCGCAAUCGUUUUCUUGGUCACCACCAGCUUCUCCGAUCGCACGGCCAAAAGAUGCUCCCGCUUUUCAGCAGCGGGCGGGCGCAAGCGAGGCUGCGGGAGAAUCGUCUCCGCCAUCGUCAAGCUGUUUCUCUUGGUCGCCCCUCGUCUCUCCGUUAGCAUUGCCAGAUGAAGCUCCUGAGAGAAAAUGGGUAACGGCAGGGGCUGCGGCAACGGGGAGUGGCGCAACUUUAGCACCGAUUCUGCCGGGACCGGCGAGGUCGGGGUCCUCCUCUCGGCCGCUUGUAAAGCCUCCCGCAGCGUUGGCAGAUGAUCUCACUGCAGUCCAGCAGUUCCGCGAGGCCGGUGGGAUUUCCCCGGGGAAUAGGUCUGCGACUACGCUGGAUAUUGUGGAUGGACAACGCAAGUUGGCGGGUCUUCAACCCGAAAUGGCAAUGUUUCCGGAACCAAGUAUCGACGCGAUGCAGCACCACACG
Messenger RNA from Ectocarpus siliculosus, 674 nucleotides. The record is from the annotation of a GenBank genome assembly. NCBI's taxonomy places the organism in Eukaryota, Phaeophyceae, Ectocarpales, Ectocarpaceae.